UAAAAAAGAAUAAAAAAGAGGAACGGAGAGAAGCCAGAGAGGAGCGAGCGAGAGCUUCGAGAGGAGGAGGGAGAAAAACAGAUAGAACGGAUGUACUGUUUUCUGAUGAAUGAAACGAACUCCGCUGGCUGCUAGCUACGAGAGCUGUGUACUGUACUGUGCCGUAGCCCCUCCGAUGAUACCACCACCACCGCCACCGUCGUCGUCGUCGCCACAGCCACUACUACUACUACUACCACACCGCUGUAGCUCACACAUGUAUUAGCAGUAGCAUAUAGCAGCAGCGCCGAUCGCCGCCGCCGCCGCAGCUUCGAGUGUGUGUAAGGUGCCAACAACGACGCGCAUCUCCUCCUCUCUCUACUACUAUAAGCCGGCGAUACUAUACUCCUCUAUACCGCGCCAAUGUUCACAGUCGCAGGUGCGUCCGGCUCCGAGUAACGUCGACCUGCUGUGGUGUGUUGUCGUCGCGCGUCGCCCACCCCCCCUUCGCUCAGAAACAACAACAACAACAACAACAACAACAACAACAGCACUUGGAUAUACGUCGAAACAACAACAACAACAACUACAAGUGCCAGAUAAUAUAGAUAUAUAAAAUUGCAGCUGUUGUUGUCGUGCAUACAUAGUGUUGUUUUUUUUGUGAGAGUGGAGUGUGUUGUGUGCCGUGCUUAGAUAAUUCUCGUGUGUGUUUAUAAUAUAUAUAAAGUGUCGCUCAGUGCUCAAACGUAAAGAAAAAAUAUGGCCCUGAACCAGGAGAGCGGCGGCGUCGGUGGCGUGGUCAAGGACGAGGGCUCGGGCAAGGCCCUCGUGCACGUCGACCGCAACAGCGAGUCCGAUCUGCAGGCGCUGUUCGACACCGUCCUCAAGCCCAACUCGAACCAGCCGCUCACCGUCCCCCUGCGCAUGCGCAAACUGCCCGACUCCUUCUUCAAUCCGCCCUCGACGGGCAGCAAGUCGCCCUCGAUAUCGCACUCGCGCGAGAACUCGGCCGACUCGGCCUUCGGCGUGGUCAAUGCCGCCGCAGCCGUGGCCGCCGCAGCCGCAGCCGCUGCGGCUCAACAGAAUAACGGUGGAGGCGGUGGUCCGGGCUCCACGGGGCCCAACAGUCCCGCCAACGGACCGGCCCAGAUACCGGCGGGCCUCGUCGUGGCCCAUCCGCGGGCCCACAGCUCGCCGGCCUCGCUGCAGCAGACCUACGCCUCGGCUCAGCAGCAGGCCCAGCACGCGGCGCCCCAGCCCCAGUCGGUGCGACACGUGCACCACCAGAAGCAGCGCAGCUACGACGUGAUCAGCACCGGCGUCGACGACUUGGGCCCGCUGCCCCACGGCUGGGAGCAGGCGAGGACGCCCGAGGGACAGAUCUACUUUCUCAAUCACGUGACGAGAACCACGACCUGGGAGGAUCCGCGCAAGACCGCCGCGGCGGCCAACGUGGCGGCUGUCGCUGCGGCGGCCGUCGAGUCGGCCGGCAAGGCCGCCAAUCAAGCAGCGGCUGCAGCAGCAGCGGCAGCGGCAGCAGCGGCCGUCUCGAACAACGCCCUCGGACCCCUGCCCCACGGCUGGGAGCAGGCCAGGACGCCCGAGGGCGAGAUCUACUUCAUCAAUCAUCAGGAGCGCACCACCUCGUGGUUCGACCCGAGGAUACCGUCGCACCUUCAGCGCGCGCCGACCUCUGGCGCCAUGUUGCCGCAGACCUGGCAGAUCCAGCAGCAGCAGCAGCAGCAGGUGCCCAGCGCCGCCAGCGUCCAGAACAACCAGACGGUGCAGGCCUGCCAGCAGAAGAUGCGCCUGCACUCGCUGCAGAUGGAGCGCGAGCGACUCAAGCAGAGACAGCAGGAAAUCAUGCGACAGCAAGAGCGAAUGCUGCUGCAGAGCACGACGGACGCCGCGAUGGAUCCGUUCCUGUCGGGCAUCAACGAGCAGCACGCCCGACAGGAGAGCGCCGACAGCGGUCUGGGUCUGGGAUCGGCUUACUCCCUGCCCCACACGCCCGAAGACUUUUUGGCCAACAUCGAUGAUAACAUGGACGUCACGAGCGAAGGAACCCCCAUGGAGACGCCCGACGGCAUGUCGCUAGGUGACAACAUCGACAACACCGACGAUCUCGUGCCGUCCCUCCAGCUCGGCGAGGAUUUCAGCAGCGACAUCCUCGAGGACGUGCAGUCUCUGAUAAAUCCAGUCGGCAACACCACCAAACCAGAGAACAUACUUACGUGGCUCUAGUGCGUCGUCUCGUCCUCCACAUCGGCGCGUCGACGUUCGACGAGAUGCCACUAGCUGCUGCUGGUGUACGGCCUUACGUUUAUUUAUUUAUAUCAAAAUUGACGACUCUAUGAUCGGGGAAGUCAAUGAAAACAGAAGAAAAAAAACUCCCUACGGGACAAAGAAGUGCAUAGGAUUUCGACGAAUUUUUAAACCCCGCAAAGUCCGUCAAAUUGUGUUUGAUACUUUCGACGUAUGUUGUGUGCGUAAAUGGAUCAUGUGUGUAAAUAUAUCUCUCUUUCUUUCUCUAUCUCCUUCGAUUGCCGUUUGCCAGAGAUAGAUGGAUAUCGCGGGCGGCAGCACUUUUACGCGGAGAACGAAAAAAAAUUUUUUUUGAUUAUCAGCAAUCAAUCAUUGUUGUCUAGGACUUGUGUAGAUUUAAUUUUAAAAGGAUAAUAGGUCAAAGUAGUUAAGAAUUGAAAUGAAUAUAUAUAUUAUGAGUGACGUUCCUGUCCAUCCACGGUGUUAACAUUCAUCUUGCGUUGAAUUUAUAAUAUCUCUUAACAUUUCUGGUGCCAUGAUCUAUUGAAUUGAUCGUAAGAAUUUUAUCGUAACGUUUAACGAAUCAAUCCUUAUUAUUUUUUUUUUCAUUUUAUAAUUAUUUGAAAUCAUUUCAAAUAUGUAACGCACAACAAAUUAAUUUUUAUUUUUUAUCCACUGAUUACGAAGACGAUGAAAUUCGUCGGUCUUUUUUUAUUAAAUUUAAAUGGUUUUUAUUUUUGACAAAAGGACAGAAGCGUUGAGACACAAAGCAUUUUUAGCAAUAAAACGAUGUUUAAUUAUAAACAUUUUAAUUAAGCAAAUUUUGUACAGAAUUUAAUAUUUACGAGAAAAAAAACAAUUGCGAUAACGAAGGUGCUAAGGAAAUUUUGAAUUAUAUUUGUUAAUAAACAGUGCCUUGCAAUCGAUUUUACAAUCCCCAGCGAUAGGGUUAUAUCGCUUUUUUAAGGUAAAGAAUACCGUCCAUAUCAAUUUGUUAAUAUGAUCAAUCAUCAAUUGUUGAAAAAGCAUAUAAUCAUGUUUUAGACGAACUUUUUUUAAUAUUUGAAUUGUCAGUAUGAACGCAAUAAAAAAAGGUGUAUAAAUAUAUAUGUAGGCAUGUAUGCAUAUAUUUUUUAUCCGAGAAAAAAGUCUAUAAUUGUUAUGGAUUUUCAGUCUUUGAAAUUUAAUACAUAUAUUGAAAAAUGAAAGAGGAAACAUUGUCAACAUUUUUUAGCAUAUAAGAUUUUCUUAAGUCUUACCUAAUGUAAUGCAUUAAUCGCAUGAAAAUACGACAAAAAAAUUAUUCAAAAGCAAUUAUCGAAAGUUUUAAAUAUCAUCUUACUUUUUAGAGUUAAGAAUUUUUUUUCUUUCAAUUUAAUUCAUACGAAGAAAAACUGUAUUAAUUUGGCGUAUGGACUGUUCGUUUUCCUUCAUGUAUUAUUGUCGAUAAAUUUAAUAUUACACCUAUACAUGUAAUUAAGUUUAUGUGGCAGCUUAGUACGUAUUUUAUACGAUCUCGAGAGAAAUCUGAGCUAGUAACAAGGUUGCUUUUCUAAAUAUGUUUUGUACAUUACGAAAAACUUGUUACGAUUAUGAUAUUUUACCAGUUUUAUCGAAAAUUCAUUAAUUAUCCAGUCAUUUCUCUCAGAUCUUGAACAUAUAUUUAUAAAUAUACGAGUGUUGGAAUUAACUACAGUCUAAGGUAUUGUAACGAAAUAUACAUAAAUACAUAUAUAUCAAGCAGUCGUUUGUUAAGGGUAUAAAAAGUUAUAUUUUUUGAGCGAGUGAGCGAUCUCUCGACUUUUCCAUCGUCUUUGGAAAAGCCGCAGAGUCGGCCGAUUGAUGGUAUCGUCAAAACAACUCACAGUUUUUACUGCAGUCAAGCUUUUUUCAAGCAUUUGUACGUCGAAUGACUUGUUUAAAGAAGCGUAAAAAAAAUAAUGUUGUCAUUUAAUGGGGCAGUUGCUUUUUGUAUUGUGCAUAAGUGUUAAAAAGAGACUUGAUAUUUAAAAUCGUUAUCUUAUGAUUUCUUUGCAAUAAGUAACGAAGCGAAUGUGGGUUGAUGCCCUACGUUCGUCUUCUGUAAAUUAUCGAUCGAUGCGAAUGAUCGUGCAAAAGUUAUUGAUAUGACUCAAUUUUGCGUUCAUUAAAUCUCUUUUAUAGCAAGUCGAAAAAAUUAUGUUAUGUACAUAAAAAAUCUCAGCGUUGCUAAGUAACUUAAAUAUUGUUUUAUAAAUAUGUGCCAGAAUUAAUGAAAGUGAAGUAUCGAACAUCCUUGUGCUAUUUUUGAUUGGUGAUUUAUGUAUGAAUACAUAUGAAAUAGUAGCGAUUCUUUUCAUUCACGCAAAUCGAUAUUUUCAGGGGUUCAUAUUUUUUACGAUUUCAGAAUACGUAUGAUUUCUACAUUUUUCUCUUUUAGUCUUUAAUGAUAUUUCUUAGUUGUAAUAUCUAUUUUGCUUGAAACUGAAAUGAACAUUCAGGUUUUGCCGAGGAGAGUUUGUAUUUUCUUUUUUUUUUUCGUCUGUUCAGCUGCAAAUUGAUCAGUUUGUGUAAUGAAUUCGUCAUGAUUUUAUGUUGUCGUGAAUUCUUACCAAACGUUUUUAGUUCUUUUUUUCUCCAAUGAAUGCAAACACAGCGUUAAAUGAACUUUUUUAAAAGCUUUCGUGAUCGCGUGCAACAGAGAGGUGCCUUUACGAAAAAUUCGAAUGCCUUAAUUGUUUAUCGCCACAUGAGUGUACCGAUGCGAUAUUUUUUUUUAUUUUUUUACAUCAGUAUUUAAAUAUUAUUCUCAUUGGCGAUGUUUGACGUUUACACAUUUUUAUAUAGGUAACAAGUGCCUUAGAAUUAAAAUAAAUAUAACAGUAAAUAUAAUGUUUACUUACUCAGUGAAAUUGUGUAAUUUUGUGCUACCUUUUUUAAUAACUACAUCCUUGUAAUUAACCUUACCACAAAAAUUUCCCUAAAGUCUGCUCGAAAUCUUGAAAUACAUUCAGAUUCAGAGUGAAAAUAACAUGUUUGUUUUUAUGAAUUAUAUUUGAAAAUAUUUUUUAUGAUAUUACAAAUCACUUUGUGAAUACUGCUCUGUUAUAAGGGUAAGGGUUUGAGUAAUUUUUUAUUAAAGUCAAGAUGGAAAUGGGCAUUUUCAAAAGAUAUUACUGUACAAAGUCGAAUCACUAUUUUUUAAAGAUAAUCUCAUAAGACAUUAGCUAAAAAUUCAAUAAAAAUCUAAGCUUUUAUUUUGCAUUUAAACUUCUAAAUAAUUUCGUAUUUUCACAUAUUUUUGAAUCAGGCGCCGUUGCGUCACAAGUCCAAAUUAUAUCAUCCACGCUUACGCCGUUACCGUUAACUUACCAUUUCUUACCAUACUCUACUUUACCAUUGCUACCAUCUGAUGUCUAAUGUGUUACUCUUUUAUCGGUAAUAUUUAAACUAAUUAUAAAUAAACAACGAUACUGUAUAACGAUACCAGAUGAGACAAGCUAUUCAAACAUAAAAAUUAUUGAUAAAAAUUUUUACAAAAAAACCGACAUGAAAGGCAUUUUGCUGAAAAAGUGUCCCCGAUCACAAAUCCGUUAAUCCCCAGUAAACAAACCUAGCCGGGAAUUCUCAUUUGACGACACUUGUCUACUGCACCCACAUAUUAUAUAAAAAUAAAAUCACAAACAUUAAUAUAAAUAAUUAAAAUCAAAACUUGCAGAUCGACAUGGGCAUUCGCAAUGUUUUAUUUGGAUAGUUUAUCUUAUGUCAAUUAGGUACGGAUCUUCAAUAAUAAUUUAUGAUAAACAAAUUGAGCAAAUUAUUUUUGUAUGCCUUAGCGUAACCUUUGUAAUCAUUCGCGCGUCGCAAUCGAUAAUGGUGUUACAUUGUCACGGGUUGCGUUUUUAAAUAAAUCCUAUGAAAACGAGAUGCAUUUGUUUUUUUGGAUAGUAUAGGAAGUCAAAAAUUUUAAUUACAAACGUGUAGAAUAACUACAUUGACCGACCAUGAUCCAUAGUAGAAGUGUGCGAUAACUCGAAAAAACUCGACGAGUUUCCUUUUAAAUACUCGAUUAAAAAAAAGAAAAAACUCAUUGGAGGAUCUAUGCCCGAGUUAUGUAUAAAAGCAGUC
Molecule: messenger RNA, 6351 nt
Organism: Trichogramma pretiosum
Lineage: Eukaryota; Metazoa; Arthropoda; Insecta; Hymenoptera; Trichogrammatidae
Gene: yki
Product: transcriptional coactivator YAP1-A
Exons: 6
Coding region: 739-2223 (494 amino acids)
Biological process (GO): hippo signaling; positive regulation of transcription by RNA polymerase II
Cellular component (GO): nucleus; cytoplasm
Molecular function (GO): protein binding; transcription coactivator activity
Source: RefSeq, a predicted model, not a curated record